AGUUCAGAAGAGCAGAGAGGAGAGGAGCAGUGCGGGAGAGACGGUGCCCAUCCGUCAACUAGCUGGAGGAACCCACACUAACAAACCCUUAUGGCUGCUUGAGAAAUAACGAUACACCCCCCCUCCCCCUUUUUUCUCUUUCUCUGGGACUUUUGGCUUUUAGUAUUGUCCUGACCAGAAGUUGUUGCAAGUCUAAUUAGUUUCUCCAAGUUGAAAAGUGAAUCCACUUGCUGUGGACGUCUCUGACUGGCGGUCAUGGAUACCCAUAUAAGAUGGAAAGUUAAACGGAGGAUAAGGGACGCCCAAAUCACUUUAGCAGUGAUUCUGCUUUUUGUCACAUCGCAAGCAAGUUCAGCGGAACCAGAAGACCUCUUGAAGAUUUUAGAUUUUCACAGUUUACCUGAGGGUGUUACAAAAACAACGGGUUUCUGCUCACAUAGAAGGUCAACACAAGGACCCGAUGUGGCUUACAGAGUAUCCAAACUCGCCCAGCUCAGUGCCCCCACCAAACAGCUGUAUGGAGGUGAUACGUUCCCUGAGGACUUUUCCAUCUUGACCACAGUGAGGCCUCGGAAGGGCAACCACUCCUUCCUGUUGUCUGUGUACAAUGAACAGGGCAUCCAGCAGCUCGGACUGGAAGUGGGUCGCUCUCCCAUGUUCCUGUACGAGGACCACACAGGCAGACCCAGCCCAGAGGACUACCCACUUUUCAGAGGAGUCAAUCUAGCUGACGGAAAGUGGCAUCGAGUGGCCAUCAGUGUGCACAAGCAGACCAUCACCCUCAUUCUGGACUGUAAAAAGAAGACCACCCAGAAGUUGCUCCGAAGCCCCCAUCCCAUCGUCGAUACCAAAGGAAUUAUAGUGUUUGGAACUAGAAUACUUGAUGAAGAAGUCUUUGAGGGAGACAUCCAGCAGCUAAUGAUUGUAGCAGACCAUCGUGCUGCCUAUGACUACUGUGAGCACUACAGCCCCGAUUGUGAAGUGCCAAUGCCCGACCAGCCUCAGAACCAGGACCCCAACACAGAUGAAUACAACACAGAGGAGGACAGCUACUAUUAUGAAUACCCUUACUAUGAAGACGCGGAUGGCAAACCUUAUGAUUCAUCCCCUGAUACUGAGGAGACAACCAAGAAAGAUAAGGUGAUAGAUGGAGACAGUGUGGUAACUUCAGUGAAGGAGGUGUUGGGAGGCAUUGGCGGCACCGACCGCAAAGUGUCCACCUCCAUCUCCACUGGCUCAUCCUCUUCUGCAAACCCUACUGCUACUGCCACCGAUGGAGGGGACGCCUACGGAGCGGAGACCGGUACUUACGACAGCUACGACGCCUACAGUAACUACGAGACCUACUAUGACGAGUCUACAGCGGCACCAGACGGUGACAGCUCUCGACGCGUCACCAUCACCAGCAUCGGCACCGGGGGAGACCUGGACCUGGGAGCAGGGGCUAAGAUUGACUUGGGUGCUGGAACUGGAACCGGAAUCGAAAGCAGGGUCGUUACCGGUGGAGGAGGAAGUUCAAUGACGAUCAUCAGCAAUAAAACAACAGUUGGAGGUUCCUACGAUGACUAUGACGAUGCAUAUGAUUAUGGCGUGGAAAGCCAUUACGGAGCUGGUGGAGCUGGUGGAGCUGGUGGAGCUGGCGGCAGCAUUGGUAGUUCAGUUGGUGGUGGAGGAGGCAGCAGCAGCAGCUCAGUUCAUAUUGGUGGUGGAGGAGGCAGCAGCAGCAGCAGCAGCAGCAGUUCUACCAUCACCCUCGGAGGCGGUGCUGGUGGAGGAGGUGCUGGUGCAGGAGGUUCUGUAUCUGUCGGUGGUGGUUCUGUCUCUGUGGGAGGAUCUUCUUCUGGAGGAGGCACAGCCACUGCUGGCACCGGAGCCGGAGGAUCCAUUGCCACCGGAACAGGCCUCGGGGUGGAAGGCGACGCGGAAUACACUGAUCUGGAUGGGUUCAAAGAGGAGCACAUCACAGACUAUAGUGAUUUAGACCUGUAUGAUGGCUAUGAAGACCUGGAUUAUGGAGACAAAGGGGCCAAAUUGCUGCCUGCUGAGACCGAUGAGUAUUACGGCCAGGUCGAUGGAGCUCGCGGCGAGAAGGGACAGAAGGGAGAGCCUGCUGUUAUUGAGCCUGGAAUGUUGGUGGAGGGUCCGCCUGGGCCUGAAGGGCCAACAGGUCUCCCUGGACCCCCAGGUCCUUCUGGCCCACCAGGCGGCUCUGGAGAUACUGGAGAGAGGGGUCCUCCUGGUCGUUCCGGUCUUCCUGGUGCUGAUGGUCUGCCAGGACCCCCUGGAACUGUCCUGAUGCUGCCUUUCAGAUUCAGCGCCGGAGGUGACUCUGGACAAAAGGGACCUGCUGUAUCAGCGCAGGAGGCCCAGAUGCAAGCUAUCAUGCAGCAGGCUAGGCUGGCUAUGCGCGGCCCUACAGGUCCAAUGGGUUUGACUGGCAGACCCGGCCCUCUGGGUCCUCCUGGUGUCUCGGGACUGAAGGGAGAGUCUGGAGAGGCUGGUCCUCAGGGACCACGUGGGCCUAUGGGAUCCUCUGGACCCUCUGGAAAGCCUGGCAGAAGGGGUCGUUCUGGGUCUGAUGGUGCCAGGGGCAUGCCAGGACAGUCUGGACCCAAGGGAGACCGAGGGUUUGAUGGUCUGGCUGGACUUCCUGGUGAAAAAGGACACAGAGGUGAAAAUGGCCCAUCUGGACCUCCUGGCGCCCAUGGAGAAGAUGGAGAGAGGGGAGAUGAUGGAGAGAUCGGACCUAGGGGACUUCCUGGUGAACCAGGGCCCCGUGGUUUGCUGGGACCAAAAGGACCUCAGGGACCUCCUGGACCCCCUGGCGUUACUGGAAUGGACGGCCACUCUGGACCCAAAGGAAACAUAGGACCUCAAGGCGAGCCUGGACCUCCUGGACAGCAAGGCAACCCAGGUGCCCAGGGUCUUCCUGGGCCCCAAGGAGCAAUUGGAACUCCAGGAGAGAAGGGCCCUACUGGAAAACCAGGUUUGCCAGGAAUGCCAGGUGCUGAUGGUCCACCGGGUCACCCUGGAAAGGAAGGGCCUUCUGGAGAGAAAGGACACCUGGGCCCUGCUGGCCCUCAAGGACCCAUUGGUUAUCCUGGGCCCCGAGGCGUGAAGGGAGCCGACGGUGUACGCGGUCUUAAAGGACACAGGGGUGAAAAGGGAGAAGACGGCUUCCCCGGCUUCAAGGGAGAUAUGGGUAUCAAGGGUGACAGGGGCGAGCUUGGAUCAGCUGGACCUAGAGGAGAAGAUGGUCCUGAGGGGCCAAAGGGUCGUUCAGGUCUCCCAGGAGACUCUGGUCCUCUUGGGCCAAAUGGUGACAAGGGUAAACUUGGAGUUCCCGGGUUACCAGGAUACCCAGGAAGACAAGGACCAAAGGGAUCUCAGGGUUUCCAAGGUUUCCCUGGCGCCAAUGGAGAGAAAGGAACUCGGGGAACAGCAGGAAAGUCUGGCCCACGCGGACAAAGAGGACCAACGGGGCCUCGAGGAGAGAGAGGGCCAAGAGGACCAACAGGAAAAGCUGGACCAAAAGGUAACUCAGGAAAUGAUGGCCCACCAGGACCUCCCGGUGAGAGGGGUCUGCCAGGACCUCAGGGACCAACAGGUUUCUCAGGACCAAAGGGCCCACCUGGACCCGCAGGGAAAGAUGGACUGCCUGGACAUCCUGGACAGAGAGGAGAAACUGGAUUCCAAGGCAAGACUGGCCCUCCUGGUCCUCCAGGUGUGGUUGGACCUCAGGGACCAACAGGUGAGACUGGACCAAUGGGAGAUCGGGGCCACCCUGGACCCCCAGGCCCACCUGGUGAACAGGGUCUACCUGGAGCUUCAGGAAAAGAAGGAGCUAAGGGUGACCCUGGCCCUGCUGGCCCAGCAGGUAAGGAUGGUCCCCCUGGGCCAAGAGGUUUCCCUGGAGAGAGAGGUCUGCCAGGCCCUGUGGGGGCUCACGGUCUGAAAGGAAAUGAGGGUCCUCAUGGCCCACCUGGCCCUGCUGGUUCUCCUGGUGAGCGUGGUCCAGGUGGCCCAGCCGGACCUACAGGUCUACCUGGACGCCCUGGCCCCCAGGGACCUCCAGGCCCUGCUGGAGAGAAAGGCGGACCGGGAGAGAAAGGACCUCAAGGACCCGCUGGAAGAGAUGGUAUUCAGGGACCUGUGGGUCUGCCAGGACCUGGAGGACCUCCUGGACCACCUGGAGAGGACGGAGACAAGGGAGAGAUUGGAGAGUCAGGCCAGAAAGGAAGCAAGGGUGACAAAGGAGAACAUGGUCCACCUGGUCCCACCGGCCCUCAAGGACCUGUUGGAGCACCUGGUCCUGCUGGAGCAGAUGGUGAGCCUGGUCCCAGAGGUCAGCAGGGUCUAUUUGGCCAAAAGGGAGAUGAAGGAUCACGAGGAUUCCCCGGACCUCCAGGCCCAGUUGGGCUCCAGGGCUUGCCUGGACCACCUGGUGAAAAAGGUGAAACUGGAGACGUUGGUCAAAUGGGUCCACCUGGCCCCCCUGGUCCCAGAGGACCUUCAGGACCCCCAGGAGCCGAUGGCCCUCAGGGACCUCCUGGUGGUAUUGGAAACCCCGGUGCUGUUGGAGAAAAAGGAGAUGCUGGUGAAACAGGAGAGCCAGGUCUUCAGGGAGAACUUGGCCCACCAGGUCCAAGAGGAGAGCGAGGAGAGAAGGGAGAGGGUGGCCCCGCUGGUGCAGCUGGACCUCCUGGCCCCAAGGGUCCCCCUGGAGAUGAUGGUCCCAAAGGAAGCCCUGGUCCAAGUGGUUUCCCUGGUGAUCCUGGUCCACCUGGAGAGCCCGGUCCAGCUGGUUUAGAUGGUCCAGCUGGUGACAAAGGAGACGAUGGAGAAGCUGGUCAGGCUGGUUCCCCUGGUCCCACUGGAGAAUCCGGUCCCUCUGGACCACCAGGAAAGAGAGGACCCCAUGGAGUAGCAGGACCUGAAGGUAGACAAGGAGAGAAGGGAGCCAAGGGAGAGUCUGGCUUGGAAGGUCCCCAAGGAAAGACAGGUCCUGUUGGUCCUCAAGGAUCACCUGGCAAGCCUGGUUCUGAAGGCCUCAGGGGAAUCCCUGGCCCAGUUGGAGAGCAAGGUCUUCCCGGUUCUCCAGGCCCAGAUGGACCUCCCGGACCUAUGGGUCCUCCUGGUUUACCCGGUUUGAAAGGAGACUCUGGUAUCAAAGGAGAAAAGGGCCAUCCGGGUCUUAUUGGUCUUAUUGGACCACCAGGUGAACAGGGAGAAAAGGGUGACAGAGGUCUUCCUGGUCCUUCAGGAUCAUCUGGUCUCAAAGGAGACAAUGGUAUCGCUGGUCCUUCUGGUCCACUUGGUCCCAUUGGUCCUCCCGGAUUACCUGGUCCUGCUGGUCCCAAAGGAGCUAAAGGGUCAUCGGGUCAAACUGGACCAAAGGGAGAGACCGGUACAACUGGACCUCCUGGCCCUCCUGGUCCUCCUGGCGAUGUCAUCCACCCACUACCCAUCCAGGCUUCCAUGAAGGGCAGAACGCGUAGGAACAUCGACGCUAGCCAGAUGAUGGACGAUGCAGCCGUGGAUGCCAACUACAAAGACUACGAUGAUGGCAUGGAGGAAAUCUUUGGCUCACUCAACUCCCUCAAGCUGGAGAUCGAGCAGAUGAAACACCCGCUGGGCACACAGGCCAACCCCGCUCGUACCUGCAAGGACCUGCAGCUGUGCCACCCUGAUUUCCCUGAUGGUGAAUACUGGGUCGAUCCAAACCAGGGCUGCUCUCGGGACUCCUUCAAGGUUUACUGCAACUUCACAGCAGGUGGAGAGAGCUGCAUCUUCCCAGAUAAGAAGUCUGAAGGGGCUAGGCUCACAUCCUGGGUAAAGGAGAAUCCCGGCUCCUGGUUCAGUGAAUUCAAACGUGGUAAACUGCUCUCCUAUGUGGAUGCAGAGGGCAACCCCAUCGGCGUGGUCCAGAUGACUUUCUUGCGCUUGCUGAGCGCUGCAGCCAGACAGAACAUGACAUACAACUGCUACCAGUCGGUGGCCUGGCACGACCUGGACCAGGACAACCACGACAAGGCCAUCCGCUUCCUGGGCUCCAACGAUGAGGAGAUGUCUUACGAUAACAACCCUUACAUUCGCGCCAUCGCAGAUGGAUGUGCGUUGAAAAAGGGCUAUGAAAAGACAGUACUUGAGAUCAACACGCCAAAGGUGGAACAGGUGCCAUUUGUGGACAUCAUGUUCAACGACUUUGGUGGCUCCACGCAGAAGUUCGGAUUCGAAGUGGGCCCUGUCUGUUUCAUCGGCUAAGACUGUUUACUGAGCAAAUGGAGAGAAAAGCAUAUUUUUUUGUUUUCUCAGAAAAAGAAACAAUUGAAAAAGAAUAGGACAAUUCUAUUUGUAAAAAAGUAACUUUUUUUCCAUAAAGCAACAAGUAUGAGCAAAAUGAAAUCAAGUUGAGAAUACAGUGAAAUUCUAUAGGAAUAGAGGAAAAUGAAAUAAGAGCAACCUUGAAACCUCAGUGUGCCUUCUCCAUCACAUGCAAGUUUUGAAACUGGAUGUCAGUUCCUGCCUUCUACAUAACACACUCGCGCACACACACAUACACAACUCCUGCCCCACGUCAUCACACUUGAUAUAGAUGUUUUUGUCCCAAACAAUGAAGGCGACCCUGAGAGCUGCAGCCGAUCCAGACGGUCGCAGCGUUUGCCAUGGACUCCAUCUGAUUUGGCUCUUUUCUUUCUUUAGUUCUGAUCUCAUGGUUUCCCUCAUCUCCCAGGCUUUUUCCACUUGUCUUUUGUUUGGUUUGUUUGCUCAUUCACUAUGGGAGCUUUGUUUGUGCAUAAUUGUCUCGCCAUUCUCUUGGAAUGGUUCUUAUAUAUAAAUAUAUAUAAAUAAUUUUUAUGUUUGUAAGUACAUUCUGUAUAUUUUUCCUGGUAAAGUUUAUUGCUUCUGGCUUCAAAACAUGCAUGUGACUUUACUAAUUGUGAGGUAGGAGACGAUGGAUACAGGGAUAACAUCUAAAUUGUAGAAAUAUUUUGGACGUGAGGAAAUUCGACUUGUAAAUUGAAAAACAAACAAAAAUCGGGAAGUCCUGUCUUGUUGCAGUUGUGGAGCACACCUUGUUGUAAUUUAAGAACAGUAUGGAAAUAAAAGACGAAAACAAGCUCUGUGAUAUUAUGUGACAGUUGAUUUGCAUAACGAACAAAAAAGAAAGAAUUACAUUCCUCCUCUUGUGCCCUCUGAACAGAUCUCCUUUUUAACAGCUUCUAUUUUGUUUUGCUCAAAUACUCAUCUGUCCGAUUAUGCAGUGGGAGAUGAUGUCACAUUUUAAUGAAAACACAAAGAAAUCAAAACCUAGGUGCUAUUUUCUCUCGUCUGUGGUGCUAUGUAUUUUUCUAGUUUGUGUUAUUUGAAUGAAAGGAAAUUUGUGGUGAGAAUAUUCCAUCAACAUCUGCCCCUUGACUCUCUUUGCCACCACGUCCGUCGCAGGUGGAUCUUUGCUGCAUCCAUUUUUUGGUUGUUUUUUUUUUGGUUUUUGGUUGUUUUUUAUGUGCAGCAGUGGUGUUUGCAUGCCAUUUCUCUACAUAUCCAUUUACCGAUCAAUGCAGCAUGUCGGCGUAUGUUAUCUUCUGCUUCAGCGGACCACGCAGAUAAGAAAUGUGUCCCACACUUUUACCAAAAGUUGGAAUAACAAGAGGCAAGUUAAGGUGGUGCUGUUGGCUUUGCAUAUCAUUGCUCUAAGAUGCUGCAUUUUGGGCUCUUGCUGUUGGAUCAUCACAUCAAACUGAUGGAAGUCGAGGAGCGGACAUGUUGUGAUUGGGCCAAAACAUCCAAAGGGAUACGGUCCAAAAUGGGCAAAAAAAUUGUUUGGUGUAUGAAAUCCUAACCCCUCUCACCAAAGGUGUUCACGUAUAUAUUUAGCUUUAAGUGCCACGGUGGCUUAAAAUCUAUUUUUUUGCAUGGGAAACAACUUGAAAAGUAUUUUGUUCUUGAUUUAAUCAGAGCAGAGAAAGGUCACCGUGGUAGACAGAUGAAAGAGUUUGCUCAUGCAGCAUCAAAAAAAUUGCUUGUCAGUCUACGUUUUUGCCCUUAUUUGUAAUUAUGCUCUUUGUUCAAACUAUGCACUCUCUAUGCUUAUGACCACUAGUAUCUACCACAGAAUUUUACAAGCCCUCCAUACUUCAUACGUAGGUUCGUCUUGUUUCCGUAUUUUUGUUUUUCUUUCUUCAAAUAUGUGACUUGAACCAUUUCUGUUAAGAUAGCUCAAUAUGCUUGUAGAUCUUUGGCUUUACUUUUCAUUGUGAUGCAGUACACCCAAAUUGAAUACUUUGCUCUCAAUUUAAAAAAAAAAAAAAAGGACAAGCAAAUUUUUGUAAAUUUCCAGAACCAGCAGUGAUGCUGCCAUUGUUUUGUUUUGUUUUUUUUGUUUUAUUAUUAUUAUUUUUUUUGUAGAUUUUCCGUUUGUCUGUCUGUUUGUUUGUUUUUACAGUCUUGUCAAAACCUGUGUAAGGAUAAGAGGAUAGAAGAUAUAUUGGUUUUUAUGUCAAUAAAUUCAAGUUUACUGUGGCCAUCCACUCUUGUAUGUCUUUUGAAGCAUUAAAACCUAUCUGUAUGCAUGAAAUUGUAAAGUUUUUUUCUCUUGUUGUUUUGUAGAGUGACAUGAUCUCCAGUCCACGUUUUAUUCAUCGGGAUACAUCCAUUUUUUCAAUGCUACAGAUGAAUAAAAAAAGAAAAAAAAGGUCAUGUCCGCAAUUGUGAAGUGGAGAGAAAAUGAUGAACUUGUAACUCUACCAAAGCCAAUGUUCGUUUGUAGUAUAUUUAUUGUAUUAUUUAAAAUAAAAAAAUAAAUGUUAA
This is a messenger RNA of Scomber scombrus (Atlantic mackerel), 8811 nucleotides long. It is a transcript of the gene col5a1, whose product is annotated as procollagen, type V, alpha 1. Lineage: Eukaryota; Metazoa; Chordata; Actinopteri; Scombriformes; Scombridae. Gene Ontology annotation, molecular function: extracellular matrix structural constituent. The transcript has 66 exons. The coding region runs from base 256 to 6264 and encodes 2002 amino acids. The record is from RefSeq and is a predicted model, not a curated record.